This is a messenger RNA of Durio zibethinus, 1433 nucleotides long. RefSeq names its product GDSL-like Lipase/Acylhydrolase superfamily protein. Lineage: Eukaryota; Viridiplantae; Streptophyta; Magnoliopsida; Malvales; Malvaceae. The record is from RefSeq and is a predicted model, not a curated record. Gene Ontology annotation, molecular function: hydrolase activity, acting on ester bonds.
UUAUUGUCUACUCUAAUCAUAGUAAGACUUCAAGCUUCACUCAAUACCAAAAACCUUAUAUAUUUACAGAAUGACUUGUUGAAUUAAUCUUUGCCAGUUCAAAAAAAUUAGAGAACCUAUGAAAUGGAUAAUGAAGGAUUUUCUACGCAGUUGAUGUGGCUUCUCUGGAUUUGGAUUUUCCUUGGUAUGACUGCUAUUUCAGAUUGCAGCCCUGGUAGACCACUUAUUAUCAAUUUUGGUGAUUCGAAUUCUGAUACUGGAGGAGUACUAGCCGGCACUGGACUUCCCAUUGGCCUUCCUCACGGUAUGACAUUUUUCCAUAGAGGCACUGGAAGGUUAGGGGAUGGACGUCUUAUUAUUGACUUCUUCUGUGAACAUUUGAACUUGAGUUAUUUGAGCCCAUAUUUGGACUCAUUGGCGUCAAACUUCACUAGUGGAGUGAACUUUGCUGUAUCUGGGGCAAUGACUCUGCCACAGUUUAUCCCUUUUGCGCUGGAUGUUCAAGUUCGCCAAUUCAUUCGGUUCAAAAAUAGAUCCCUUGAACUCCAAACAACAGGUUCAGGAAACUUCAUAGAUGAAAAGGGGUUUUUCAGUGCUCUAUACAUGAUUGACAUUGGACAGAAUGAUCUGUUAAUGGCUUUGUAUGCAUCAAACUUGACAUAUGCACCAGUGGCAAAACAAAUCCCAUAUUUUCUUGCAGAAGUCAAGUUAGCUAUUCAAAACAUAUAUUUAUAUGGUGGCAGAAAAUUUUGGAUACACAACACCGGUCCAUUAGGAUGUGCUCCAAAAGAACUUGCAUUACAUCCUCGUACUAAGAAUGAUCUCGAUCGAAUUGGAUGCUUCCGCGUCCAUAAUGACCUUGCAAGAGCUUUUAAUAAAGGAUUACGUAAUAUCUGUAAAGAUAUGAGAACUGUAUUAAAGGAUACAACUAUUGUCUACGUAGAUGUAUACUCCAUAAAGUAUAAUCUCUUCGCCAAGUAUAAAAAAUAUGGCUUUGAGGAUCCAUUUAUGGCUUGUUGUGGCUAUGGGGGGCCUCCAAAUAAUUACGAUCCUAAAGCAACGUGCGGCCAGCCUGGUUCCAGCAUCUGCCACAAUGUGUCACGAUCUAUAGUCUGGGAUGGAGUUCAUUACUCUGAAGCUUCAAAUCGUGCGAUUGCAACCAGUAUUUUAUCAGGUCAUUAUUCUACACCACAAAUGAAGCUCGAAAAUUUUUGGAAGGCCUGAUUAAAGCUCAUGAUAAUCAUGUUAACAACAAAAACGACUCCAUUCUAAUUUUUCUCCAAUGCAAAGCUUUUUUGUUGAUUGUUGGGUUAGUAGAAUCAAUCGUAAUCUGUACUUUUAACUUGUGGAAUUCAAACAUUAUUCUAUGAUUCAAAUCAGUGGUGGGCUGCCCUCAUCCCAAUGCACCUUUAAUUGGAGUUUCGACACCUUAC